AUGGACGAGUCCCCGCCGCUGGCGGCCCGGCCGGAGCCGCAGCCGCCCAACGCGUCGCUGAACGCGUCCUGGUCCAACCCGUUCGUGCAGCCGCCGUGGCAGGUGGCCCUGUGGGCCGCGGCCUACGCGCUCGUCGUGGUGGUGGCCGUGGUGGGCAACGCCGUGGUCAUGUGGAUCAUCCUGGCGCACAAGCGGAUGCGCACGGUCACCAACUACUUCCUGGUGAACCUGGCCUUCGCCGAGGCCUCCAUGGCCGCGCUCAACACCGUGGUCAACUUCAGCUACGCCGUGCACAACGAGUGGUACUUCGGGGCCGCCUACUGCCGCUUCCACAACUUCUUCCCCAUCGCCGCCGUCUUCGCCAGCAUCUACUCCAUGACGGCCAUCGCGCUGGACAGGUACAUGGCCAUCAUCCACCCGCUCCGGCCGCGCCUCUCGGCCGCGGCCACCAAGGCCGUGAUGGGGCUGAUCUGGCUGCUGGCGCUGCUGCUCGCCUUCCCACAGGGAUAUUUCUCCGUCACCGCCGAGCUCCCGGGGCGCCUCGUCUGCCUCGUGGAGUGGCCGGAGCCCGGCGGAGCCGAGUCCGGGAAAACGUACCACUUUUCCAUGACGGUGCUGCUGUACCUGCUGCCGCUGCUGGUGAUCGGCUGCGCCUACGCCGCCGUCGGCCGCACGCUCUGGGCCAGCGCCAUCCCCGGCGACUCCUCCGACCGCUACCACGAGCAGGUGUCGGCCAAGAGGAAGGUGGUGAAGAUGAUGAUCAUGGUGGUGUGCACCUUCGCGCUCUGCUGGCUGCCCUACCACGUCUACUUCACGCUGCAGUACCUGCGGCCCGAGUGGUACGUGCAGAGCUUCAUCCAGCAGGUCUACCUGGCCGUCAUGUGGCUGGCCAUGAGCUCCACCAUGUACAACCCCAUCAUCUACUGCUGCCUCAACGACAGGUUCCGGGUGGGAUUCAAGCACGCCUUCCGCUGGUGCCCGUGUGUGAGCGCCGGCGAGUACGAGGGGCUGGAGCUGCGCUCGGCGCGCUUCCUGCACACGCACAGCUCCGUGUCCAAGCUCAGCCGCAUGGACACCACCACCGUGGCCUCGGCGCUCGGCGCGCGGCCGACGAGGAGCUGGACGAGCCCGGCCGGGGCCGAGCGGCUCUCCCUGGACAUGACCUCCAACGGCUCCUCCCGCAGCGACUCCAAGACGGUCUCCGAGAGCUUCAGCUUCUACUCCAACACCCUGACCUAGGGAUGUCCCCUCAGCGCCACCUCGGUGUCACCGCCCUGCUUGUGCCGUGCCGGCGUUUCUCGUGUUGUUUUCCCGUCUCUUUUUCUUUGGGAUGAGUUCCGUUGUGGGGCUGGACAUCAGGAAUGUUUUCACUGCCUGGCUGGAGAUGGAGGGGAUGCAGGAACGGGACAGAGCCAGGUUUUCCUUGGAAUCCCAACGCUGGCCGGCGCUUCCGUGCCCUCUGCGAGGCAGGAGGGACCUCUCGGUGCAUCCCACCCAUGGAAAACGACCCCAUCCUGCACCUCCCUCCUCCCAUCCUUAAUUUCAUUCUCCUUGCUGGA
This is a messenger RNA of Melozone crissalis (California towhee), 1559 nucleotides long. It is a transcript of the gene TACR1, whose product is annotated as tachykinin receptor 1. Gene Ontology annotation, molecular function: substance P receptor activity. Gene Ontology annotation, biological process: positive regulation of flagellated sperm motility; G protein-coupled receptor signaling pathway. The coding region runs from base 1 to 1239 and encodes 412 amino acids. The transcript is spliced from 5 exons. Gene Ontology annotation, cellular component: plasma membrane; sperm midpiece. Lineage: Eukaryota; Metazoa; Chordata; Aves; Passeriformes; Passerellidae. The record is from RefSeq and is a predicted model, not a curated record.